Molecule: messenger RNA, 1068 nt
Organism: Panicum hallii
Lineage: Eukaryota; Viridiplantae; Streptophyta; Magnoliopsida; Poales; Poaceae
Product: putative cyclin-dependent kinase F-2
Exons: 1
Coding region: 1-1050 (349 amino acids)
Biological process (GO): regulation of mitotic cell cycle; protein phosphorylation
Cellular component (GO): nucleus
Molecular function (GO): cyclin-dependent protein serine/threonine kinase activity; ATP binding
Source: RefSeq, a predicted model, not a curated record
AUGGCUGCCUGCGUAGAGCCCGCUGCCGCGGCGAGACAGGCCGGCCUCAAGAGGAGGCGCAUCGCCGUCAGCAGCGCGGAGCCCUACGAGGAGAUCAGCCGCCUCGGCGAGGGGACCUUCGGCGCGGUCGUCAAGGCGCGCCACCUUGGCACGGGCCGGAUCGUCGCCAUCAAGCGCAUCGGCGAGGCCCAAGGCGGCCCCGCGGCGGUGCUGCGGGAGGCGCGCUUCCUCGAGGAGGCGUCAGGCGGCGGCGCCAACCCGUUCGUCGUCGGCUUCCACGGCGUCGUCCGCGCCCCGGCCACCUUGGACCUCCGCCUCGUCAUGGAGUGCGUGGGCCCUAGCCUCCACGACUUCCUCCGCCAGCGCGCCACCGGGAGCCCGCCGCUGCCCGAGGCCACGGUGCGCGCCGCCAUGUGGCAGCUGCUCACGGUCGCCAAGAAGAUGCACGACGGCCGCAUCGUGCACCGCGACAUCAAGCCCCAGAACAUACUCGUCGGCGACGGUCACGGCGUCGUCAAGCUCUGCGACUUUGGCCUUGCCAUGUCCACGGACGAGCGGCCGCCGUACGAGCCGGCCGGCACGCUGUGGUACAUGGCGCCGGAGAUGCUGCUGGAGAAGCCCGACUACGACGAGCGCGUCGACAUCUGGUCGCUCGGCUGCGUCAUGGCGGAGCUCAUCAACAACGGGAGGCCUCUGUUCCAGGGAUUCUACGACCAAGGCCAGCUCUGUGCGAUCUUCGACGUGCUCGGCGUGCCUGACGACAGCACGUGGCCAGGGUUCUCGUCCACGACGUUCGCCACCGUGAUGAUGCCGGAGCUGGACAUGCAGCGGGACAGCCACCUGCGCGAGCACUUCCCCGAGACGAAGCUGUCCACGGAAGGGUUCGAGGUCCUCAGCGGCCUCCUCACCUGCAACCCGGAGAAGCGGCUCACGGCAGCCGCGGCGCUCAAGCAUCCAUGGUUCGCCAAGAUAGGCGCGCUGAAGCUGCCAAAGGAAUUGGCAUGGCCUUUGUCCAAGAAACGGAGGAUGCAUGCCGUGUGCGUGACUUGAUAUUUCUUUUCGUCCUCG